Trypanosoma cruzi is the source of this 354-nucleotide messenger RNA. RefSeq lists its product as uncharacterized. Lineage: Eukaryota; Euglenozoa; Kinetoplastea; Trypanosomatida; Trypanosomatidae. Bases 1 to 354 code for a protein of 117 amino acids. The transcript has a single exon. The record is from RefSeq and is a predicted model, not a curated record.
AUGAGCUGGGAGGAUAUGGUGGUGGUUGCUUUCUCCUGCUGCAUGGUGGGUGGCUGCUGGCGUUGUGUGCCUUCCUUGCGUGGAUGCCGUCUCGUGGUGUGUGAACUGUGCGGCUGGGCCUGCUGCCCUCUCCUCAUGUUGUCUGCUCUCUCUCGCCGUAUCCGCUGUGCUCCGUCCCUCUCCCUCUUGUUGCAUUCUUUUUCUUCUGUCCCACAGAUCAGUUCACUGAAUUCGGCAACUCCACUACGGGUGAUGAUGAUGAUGAUGACGAUGGUGACGGUGCGGCGCCGUGUGGUGUGCGCCGUGUUGUUCCUUGGGCUCUUGUGCUGCUGCUACUUGUCCGUGUGUGUGUGA